Ornithodoros turicata is the source of this 3435-nucleotide messenger RNA. RefSeq names its product NFX1-type zinc finger-containing protein 1-like. Bases 510 to 1994 code for a protein of 494 amino acids. Gene Ontology annotation, molecular function: helicase activity. Lineage: Eukaryota; Metazoa; Arthropoda; Arachnida; Ixodida; Argasidae. Gene Ontology annotation, biological process: regulatory ncRNA-mediated heterochromatin formation. The transcript is spliced from 6 exons. Gene Ontology annotation, cellular component: nuclear RNA-directed RNA polymerase complex. The record is from RefSeq and is a predicted model, not a curated record.
UCAUGUCAAUAAGAAGUGUAAACGGACACUCGCUGAUCGGCAGUCCUCUCAAGCUCUACGGAAGCACCUUGGACGACUGAAGACACUUUCAACAUUGUCACAGACAGUCCUUUCCGUACCUGAGGAAGAGGACGUCGUAAAAUUGCUUAUGCAUGUCAUGAGCAAGGCGUGCUGCCAGUCCUUCUUGCAAGCGGUGUUCGACGGGCAUUCCUUCUGUCAAGUGUUCAGGGUGUGGUUACGCCUGGAUCAAACGAAAGCACUCUUCGUGAAUCAAAGCAGCAAAAAGGGCACGUCGUCGCCACGGCGUAGACCGGACAUCCGCGCGGAUCCACCACUAUACCGCAUCUGCGCGGAUCCAUCUGCGCAACAUCAUCAAGGAGGGCGAUCCAGCCACAGGAGACGAUCAUGUCGAGGACGUCUGGGCGCUACGAUCUCGAGAGCGCUGGAAACUGUAUCGAUACUGGGUCCACAACCUGACUUCUGUGAUUGACACCUUUCAAACUUCUGAGAUGACAACAAUGGAAGGUGUGCAAGAGCGCAUGGCGCACUCCAAACUAAUGGCUGUCCUACCGGUCCUUAGGGCGUCCAAGGUCAUUGGAAUGACAACAACGUGCGCGGCUAAGCACCAGGCUCUCCUCCGCGAUGUGCAACCGCGCAUCGUCAUCGUGGAAGAGGCAGCCCAAGUACUCGAAGCUCACGUGGUGACAAGCUUGGCUCCGCAAACUCAGCAUGUGAUCCUCAUCGGGGACCACCAGCAGUUGCGUCCGCCUACGAAUGUACACGAGCUGUCAAUCAGAUACAAGAUGGACGUGUCGCUUUUCGAAAGAAUGCUUAUCAACGGCGUGGGUGUCAAACAGCUCCGCGUUCAACAUCGCAUGAGGCCGGAAUUCGCCCGCCUUCUCACGCCACGAUUCUACCCUACUUUGGAGCCCCACCCAUGCGUGGAACGAUACGAAGACAUUGAGGGUAUGACCACGAACAUGUUCUUCUUCAAUCACUCCUCCCCCGAGCAGAGAAAUUCUGGAAGAAGCUAUAGCAACGUUUUCGAGGCACAUUUUCUAGUCAACCUCUGCAGAUACCUGCUUGCUCAGGGUUACCAACCCUCUCAAGUCACUUUGCUCACGCCGUACAUGGGUCAGAAGAAGCUUCUAGAGCGCAUAGCUAAUACAUAUCAGGACAUGACCGCGGUGGCCAUCACAGUAGUGGAUAAUUUCCAAGGAGAAGAGAACGACACCAUCCUCUUGUCCCUGGUUCGCUCCAACGAAACCGGAGAAACCGGUUUUGUUCGAGUGGCGAACCGAAUCUGUGUCCUCCUGUCCAGGGCACGUAUGGGGUUUUACUGCGUAGGUAAUAUGACCUUACUGAGCGAGGCGUCCAACUUAUGGAGAGACAUCGUUGACGACCUCAGAUAUCGGGGCCUGCUGGGAUGCGAACUGAAGUUACGGUGCAGGAGACACUCGAACAGCACGGCAGUAGUAAGAACACCUGAGGACUUUCCUAGCGGUCGUAAUAGUUCGUGUAACCUUCCGUGCCCAGCAACCCUUCCUUGCGGACAUUCUUGUCCAAAAAACUGCCACAUGGAUACUGAGGACCAUACGCUGAUCACCUGCAGAGAGCGUUGCGGAAAGACAUGUUCCAGAGGUCACUGUUGCAACGAACGCUGCCACGGCCACUGUUCGCCUUGCACGGUGCACAUUAAGGUGGAGUUUCCCGUUUGCCACCAUACUUCCGAAGUCCCGUGCUACAUGGCAGACGAGGCGACUUGCACGAAAAAGUGCGGGCGACUCCUGAAAUCCUGUGGUCAUCCGUGUGGCAAAAAAUGCGGCGAGCUCUGCGGUGGAGCGUGCGUCGUAUCAAAUGUUGAGGUAGGUCCAUGCGGACAUCUCAUCGAAGUCCCGUGCAAGAUAUCUGGCUGUAUCGCUGCUAAUCCAGAACUCUGUCGAGCCCGCUGCGAGAGACUGCUACAAUGCGGACAUAGGUGUGCAGGGCGAUGAGCCGUGUGUCGAUAACCCGUGCAGGGAGGCCGUAAAGAAGUCCUUACCCUGCGGCCAUACAACCACUGCGGAGUGUCGUGAGUUGGCAACGGCUAUUGCAUGCCGGACGAAAUCUAGUUACGUGCUUCCUUGCGGACAUGACGUGGUCCUCGAAUGCUGGCAGACCCAAACUGAAUCAUUUUUCGCUUGCGAUCAGUGUCCGAAGUCCCUGCCAUGUGGACACACAUGCCGCUUCGGAUGCACUAGAGCUUGUAGCCACGUUUGCAAUGCCGAAGUAUCCGCUCUGUGCUCAUCUGGACACACCGUUGUAGUUCCUUGUUGGCAGCAAAAGGAUCCUUCUGCCGUUUCUAGACAGUGCCGUGCACCUUGUCAAGCUAUCCUACACUGCUGUCAUCUUUGCUGGAAUGGCUGCAAUGAACCUUGCGCAAGUACGUGCAACAAGUAUGUUACUUUGGACAGAGCUUGCGGCCACAAAGAUAUCCUUCCGUGCAGUCUGCGGGAAAAGGAAUUUCCUUGCUUAGAACCUUGUCCUCGGUCUCUUGCCUGCGGUCAUCCGUGUCCGGCCGCCUGCUACAAAACGCCGUGCCCAUACCCGUGCCAGCUAUCGUGUCCAAUGUCCUGCCCUCACGGCCCGUGUCCGACUGUGUGUGGCUAUCCGUGUCCACCUUGCGGAGAACCCUGCACGUGGUCGUGUCCGCACUAUCGUUGCGAUGCCUUGUGUUGCGAACCUUGUACACGGCCUCCCUGCGACCAUCGCUGCGCGAGACUGCUGCCCUGUGGCCAUGCUUGCCUCGGAGCCUGCGGCGAGCCGUGUCCGACGCUAUGCAGUGUUUGCAAGCCGAAAGAGUACGAGGAAGUAGCGGGAACGUCCCUAAAUGUUCUCCUCGUAGCGCUCGGAGACUGCGGACAUUCUGUGCCAGAGGAAGAUUUCAGGAGAGCUUGUUCCACAACCCCCGAGGAUGACCCCCUUCUAUGCCCUAGAUGCUCGACGCCCGCCAGGCAUUGUCUGAGGUUCGGUCAACGUGUCAAGAAGUACAUCGCCAGGAUGAACAGACAAAAGCGAAAGGGUCUGCAUGACAUCGGGAGUGUGCAUUACGGUUAUGAAGCGGUUGCCGGAUAAGGCUCACUUGAUGACUACCUCCGUGGUCUCAUUGCAAAGAAGCAACCCUGCGACAAGUGACUUCAAUAGGCCCGCUGAACAAACGUGUCUUGCUUUUAUAUAGUGUUUUGGUUCCGAAAUACUGAGCGCUUCGUUGGGCUACUGUAGCCCUUCUUGGUUUCAAUUUGUCUGUGGUUUCGUUAAAACAAUGAAACUUCAUUCGCGCUCGAGCCCCUGCAGCGAUGUAUAUGAUGUGCAUUCGCGAUAAUCGCCCUCUUCUCUCCACUGAUCUCAAUGUCAUAACAAAAUCAGACUUUUACAGAUAAAGAUUUCAUAGCUCCA